UGAUCCAAAGGAGGCUGUCAUUGGGGCUGACGUUGUCUAUUCAGACGUCUGGGCAAGCAUGGGACAAAAGGAUGAGGCUGCAUACCGCAAGCAACAGUUCCAAGGUUUUCAGGUGGACGAAGCACUGAUGAAAUUGGCAGGACCUAAGGCAUACUUCAUGCAUUGUCUACCAGCUGAACGGGGCACUGAAGUCACAGAUGCCGUGAUUGAAUCAUCCCGCUCUAUUGUCUUUCCUCAAGCUGAGAAUCGCUUGCAUGCACAGAAUGCUGUAAUGCUGCACGCUUUGGGAUUAUGAAGGUUGCAACCUCAAAUAUGUUCCCAAUUUUGUAUUGCUGAUAAAUGUGUAGCAUUGACAAUUUUCUACGCUCACUGAUAAGCGGACAAAAACAUGGAGAAUUUUUACAUGCUUUUUUCCUUGGGAUAUAAUGCAUAAAAAAUAACAUUAGAUUU
Molecule: messenger RNA, 450 nt
Organism: Nymphaea colorata (pocket water lily)
Lineage: Eukaryota; Viridiplantae; Streptophyta; Magnoliopsida; Nymphaeales; Nymphaeaceae
Product: ornithine transcarbamylase, chloroplastic-like
Exons: 2
Coding region: 59-295 (78 amino acids)
Biological process (GO): L-citrulline biosynthetic process
Cellular component (GO): intracellular membrane-bounded organelle
Molecular function (GO): amino acid binding; ornithine carbamoyltransferase activity
Source: RefSeq, a predicted model, not a curated record